CCCCUAGAGUCGCACAACUUUGACCUGCUAGUGAGGGAUGAUGCUGAGCAUGAAGAGGAUUUCACUGACAGCAGCCCGCUGAUCGUGAAAGAAGCCAGCUCACUGAAGCCAGCCUUGCAGCAGGAGUCGGCCGACGAGAGCAGCACUGAGGGAAGACCUGUCAAGCUGGAGAAAAAGCCAGAACCAAAACCUUUAGAGAGAAAGAGCAUGCUGGAAAAGGCGCAGACACCUACCAUCACACCAAGGUCGCCUGAUAAGAUCCGUGCAAAGCCUCUCCUCAAACUAACCUCCUUUGGAAAAAUAGGCACGACCGAUAAUGAUUCGGAAACAGAGAGUGAGGAUAUUAGAAAUAAUGAGGCUCCACCGAUGGAAGGGCUACAAAGUAGUGAGGAAAUGAUUAGGCUAAAGAAAAAAUCUCAAGAAGCCCUUAGGAAUCUCAAAAAGAUGCUGGAACAGGAGUUUGAGGAAUCCCGUGCACAGCUUCUCCAUGAAAAGGAGGAGUCUCUAAGGAGGGAGAAGGAUAAGUUGGAGAGAGAGACAUGCUCAGAAGAAGAGCAGCUGCGUGUCCAGAAGACUGACAAGCUGAGUAUACUUCAGCGACAGUUGAGCACAUCUGUUGAGAAUGAAGAGACUAUACUCAAGAAUACCCAGCAGGAAGCCCUGAACAGGAUAAAAGAGAGAUUCCAGGAAGAGGAGGAAGAAGAGGAAAGACGUCUCGGGGAAGUUAUGAAAGAAAAUCUAAGCAGGAUCAGAGCAGAUAUUGAGAGUACUAUUGAGGUCGAAAAAAACAAACUAGAAGAAAAGAAAAAGGGAGCUGGAGAGAAAAUCCGUAAGGAGGUAGAAGAGGAGAAGGAGGCAGAGAAGAACCGACUAGUAGCAGUGCAAAAGCAGGAAUUAGAAGAUAUUCGAGCUUCUUUGCAAAUUGAGAACGAGAAGGUAAUAACGGAGAUGAAGGACAAGCAAGAAAGGGAGCUGUGCAGGAUGAAGUCAGACAUGGAGGAGAAGCACGAGUCUGCUGUUCAUGUCAUGCAGCGCCACCUACAGGAGACACAUGAUUCUACAAUGGAGGAAUUGCAAGGAAAGCUUACAGAGGCGCAGGCUGUGCAGCUCAGACAGAAGCAGGCAGAGCUAGACAUGCUGGCAGAGAGGCAGGCUGUCUUCUCCACCUUGGAGAGAGACCUGAGUGACGUGCUGAGGGAGAAGAAGGAAGCGAUGAAGACGGUACAUGAUGAAGAGCUGAGAAGCCUUCAACAGGAACAUCAGACGUCGUUGCAGCAGUUGCGGAGCAAGUUUGCAAAGCAGGAAAUAGAACUCAAGAAUAACUUGUGUGAAAACACGGAAAAGCAAAAGGCGGUGUUGCUUGCUGAGCAAGCUACACAGCUGCGCCAUCUACGGGACGAGUUUGAAACCCGAAUAGUAUCUAUGAAAAGCGAAUCUGAUGCAAAGGAAAGUGAACUGGAAGAGAGAGUCAGCAUUAAUGCAGAAAGGCAGAGGAAGCUUGAUGAAGAGAUGAAGGAACUCGAAAAUAAAGAGAAGCCGGUUAUGAACCAGAGAAAUCUACAGCUAAAGCUGAAUGUAGUCAGGCAAGAUGAAGUGGAGACAGGCAGCCAGACUGACCAACCACAGGCUCUGGAUUUACAGCAGCAAACCUUUCUGGACACCAUUGAUGAGCUAUCACAGCAAAUACAGCUACGGCAGAAAGAGUUACAGAACCUCAAUGCUGCCAUAACUGAACGAAAAGCAGCGUUGACUGUGAUGCAAACACAAAAGGAGUUCAAUGCUGGAACGAUAGCAAACAUGGUAUCGAAUAGAACCAAAUCAAGGGAUGAAGUUCCAACUAGUACUGGCCGUGAUGGUGAAAGCAUUCUGGUUAGAGCAGAGCAGGAAACAGUUGAGCAGGAAGAACUAUUAGACAAACCCCUCCGACAUGCUCCAACAUUACAUGGUAUACAUCAUGCAGCUACAAUGACUGAUGCACCAACGACUACAGGGCCCAUGGCCAUACAGGAACUAACUACCUCACCUCACACCACUCAGGCAAAGCUAUAUCCUAGAAACCAGGCUUUGGAACAAAAUCAUGACUACAUACCUAGAGAAGACACUACUCCCUCCAAAAGGAGACAAAAGAUUGAACGCUCUUAUAAAACAUCCCAAAGAGCUUGGGAACAAGGUUCAACCGAGUUCAGCAGUGACAUCGAAGAAGAAAGGGUUGCAUCCGGUGAUGCCAGGCAGUCUGUGCAGCAGGCAAAAUCUUUCUUACGUGAGCAGAGCAGACAGCUGAAGAAGCGUGCAGCGUCACUCCGUGUUGCAAAGCAGCAAUGGAAUCACGACCUAACGAACUUGAAGAAGAAUCUCCCAGCAGAGAGCAGCACUAUGCUAGAUGGUAUUAGGUGCAAUCUGGAGCAGGAGGCAUUGGAGAUAGAGCAGCUGAGGGAGACCAUGGCAUCAAGCAGGAGACUUCUGAAAGGCCAUCACAACCGCCGUAGCUUGGAUGAACAUGAAGUCGGCUUAAACCUGUCAGAUAGUGCAGAUGAUGGGCUCUAUACCCGUGGUCGCAAUGCGGCUAGGAGACGCCAUGUCAGUAGCAUUGACAGCUCCAGCACUGAUGACGAUGGCGACGAAGAAGAUUCGCGAUAUGCGUCACCUGGCAUCCGAGCAAAACCUCGGCAUUAUACACCAGGUGGCAGUACAACAAACACUCGCAGUGUAGCAGAUUCCUUACACCAAAUUGACACUAAUUUGCAACAUGUAUUAGGAUUUCUCGGCACGCUGCCAGGGACCAAGACUUCAGACAUCACAGAGAGCAAACCUCAGUUUCAGCUAUCAGGUGGAAGUUCCACUGAUGCCAUACGAAUGGCAGAUUAUUUACAACGGAUUGAUUCAAACUUGAAAAAUGUACUGGGUUUCAUUGGCAUGAACACAAGUUCUGGCACGACUGGCGUUCAAGCAGAAAUACCACUUCAGAAACAUCGCUCACCAAUGAUGUCACAACAGCCACAGUUACACCUACCUCCAUACACAGUACUCGCUAAUUCUUCCUACUCCACUGUGACACAGCCACCACCAUUUGACUCGUAUCCUGCUCAUGAAACAGCCGAUAGAUCCUUACAGAAGAAAUGGCAGAAGUAUUUCGGCUCAAGGCCACUUUCAUUAUCAGUUACCUCACUUCCCCCAUCGGAGUCUGCAUUUGGUUAUCAACCAGCUAGCCAACUACUAGAAUCAUAUAGGACUGGCACUGAAAGAGGAGACCAGCCUCCCACAAACAUUGACUCACAACUGGCAGAGCACAGAAAAUGGCUCAAGGACUUCCAAAAAGACCUGGGAAUUGGUUCUAGUCUGUCUGGAUCUGAUAGGGGCUCCGUCAUCAGUGGUAGACUCUCACCGGUGAAGCAACCACAUGCGGUAUCUUCAUCCACCAAGAUGCGACUGGAGCUGGAUGAGAACAAUGAGAUUAGACUGCGAUCAUACUCCGGUACGCAAUCGGUUGAAUAACUUUCGUAUUAUAGGGCGUCUGCCAUGUGUUACUCUCGUGCCUACUGAUAUUGUCAUACAGUUCAGAGAUAGCAGAUUAUAUCCAUUGUUUUUUGUUGCUGUAUGUGAUCUCGUAUGAAACAUUGAAAUUUAAUGUAAAAUAUAUUUAUGCAUUUGAAUUAGAUUUUAGGUUCAUAUCAUACAAUUCCAUUGCUAUUUAUAUGACAAAUUUGUGUGAAUGUUCUGAGUUUAAAAUGGUCAAGUUGACAUUAUUCUUUAUAUAUUGUACAUAUAUAUUUUGGAAUACAUGUAUAUGUGAUGCAUUUGAGUACAUAUCACUUUACAUUAGAUGUUUUAAAUACAUUAAGCAGCAUACUAGCUCAGCCUGUUGAAUAACUGUGAUAUGUAAGCCCAUGUUUUUUGCACUGAUGGGGACCAUUAUUACUGUACUAAUAUAUAGAAUAGAUAGAUAGAUAUCCAGAGAGACAUGAUACAAGACACAACACACCACCACACCACACCAA
Molecule: messenger RNA, 3995 nt
Organism: Priapulus caudatus
Lineage: Eukaryota; Metazoa; Priapulida; Priapulimorpha; Priapulimorphida; Priapulidae
Product: centrosomal protein of 164 kDa-like
Source: RefSeq, a predicted model, not a curated record